AUGACAACAUCACCACCUUCUGGCUCGCAUUAUGCAAAUGUGAUCAGCGACGAGGAGUGGUUCAUUGUCCAAGUGGUCAAAGUGGUGGUCAUCUCUGGUCUGCUCAGCCUGUUCGGCGUAGCCUCCAACAUCGUGAACAUUGUGGUGUUUGCCAAACAAGGCUUCCAGGACAGCACCAACAUCAGCCUGCUGGGGCUGGCCGUGUCUGACCUGUGCUCCCUUGUACCCACGAUAUGGAUCAGCAUCUGCCUGAACCCGUUCUUCUACCAGUCUGUGUUGCCCUUUGACCCUUGGACUAUCACACACCUCACGGGGGCUGUGCCCCAUAUCAUCUUUGUGAAAAUCGCCACUUUCAUCACCGCCUUCAUCGCCUUCGAACGAUGUCUGUGUAUCGUUGUCCCUCUGAAGGUGAAGGCCAUCAUCACACCGGGAAGGACAAAGAGAAUAGUCGUCUCCAUCUACAUAGUCAUGUCUGCUUUGAUGAUCCCCUUCUGCCUCGGAAACAGACUUGAGUGGAUUUUCGAUCCCACCACGAAUGCCACAGUGCUAACAGCCACGUUCACUGCCCAGAGAGAAAUGUUAGAAGCCAUUACGUUUCUCACCGAAGGCGUAUUUGCUACAACGUUUUCCUUCGUCUUCGUCAUCUGCUGUACCGUCGUUCUUGUCGUCAAACUCAACAGUAAAACAAAAUGGCGACAGGCCACUGCAGCCAAGUCUGAUUGGGCAGCGGGAGGCGUUGGGGUCAAAGAUCAAAGGGUCGUGAAAAUGGUCACCUUGAUGGCUGUCAUUUUCAUCGUGUGCGCAAUACCCACAACGCUUAUGUUUCUCUACAUGGUGAUUGACCCAAGUUUCCGUAUUGAAGAUGACAACGAAGGCCAGGAUGGUAAGCCAGACCAUGAAGCCUGCAAUCCAUCUCAUCAGUGUGAUCCAGAGCAGGGAGAUCAACAUGGAAAUUCCAAGGCCGCUGGGGAAGGAGAAAAAAAUUAG
This is a messenger RNA of Aplysia californica (California sea hare), 987 nucleotides long. Its product is annotated as N-formyl peptide receptor 2. NCBI's taxonomy places the organism in Eukaryota, Metazoa, Mollusca, Gastropoda, Aplysiida, Aplysiidae. Gene Ontology annotation, molecular function: G protein-coupled peptide receptor activity. The transcript has 3 exons. The record is from RefSeq and is a predicted model, not a curated record. The coding region runs from base 1 to 987 and encodes 328 amino acids. Gene Ontology annotation, biological process: neuropeptide signaling pathway. Gene Ontology annotation, cellular component: membrane.